AUAAUCGAAUGUCGAAUAUUUUUUAAAUCAUUUCAAUAAACUCGAUAAUCUCUGACGUUCCGUCAUGAAUCCAAUUUGGAAUCCCGAAUUCCAUCAAUUUAUGAUGAAUAAUCAACAAAGAGCUCAAGCUGGUGGAAAUCGACAAUUUCAAGCAGUUCAACCGCAAAUUAGACAAAAUCAAGUCGUGGACAGAAACAUACAGCCCCCCCGACGUCACAAUGCUCCGGCUCCGAAUCAAAAUCGUAGAAACCACCAGCAACGUCAUAACAAUAUGAAUAUGCCAAGAAGAGGCAAUCUUAAUAUUCAGAGAGAUGUAAUGUCAAGAGAUGAACUGGAAAGAAUUGAGACAAUGACACGUAAGAAUUAUCAAACAAGAACUGCUGUAGAGUACGAUAAUCGAGAGAAUCAAUGUUGGACAAAUAUUUUAGAAAACAUUGAGCAACAAACGCAUCAAUUCUCGCAUUCCACGUCUGAUCAUAAUUUCAAUGGCGGCGAUAUUUUCAUUCCAAACGAGGAGAGCAUCCGUUCGACACUUCGUGCUGAAAAUCAAGCUGAAACAAUUCUGGCGACACGAGACUUGCUUCUUAAUUUCGGUGCCACGGAGCAAGAGUUGAGCGGAGCGCUUGCCACGUUGGAAAUUCACUUGAGAACCAACGCGGCUGAAUUCAAUACUAUUGAUGAUCUAUCCAACGAACUAAUUAAAACUGCCGGACAAUUGACGACGGAAAUCGACGAACUUGAUGAUAUUUUAAGCCGCAUUGAUAGACUUCGUAUUCAGAAAUAGAUGACUACAUAAAUUCGAACUUGACUUGUAUGUGUGUGUUCUAUAAAGAUUCUACAAUGAUAAUCAUUU
This is a messenger RNA of Caenorhabditis elegans, 853 nucleotides long. RefSeq names its product t-SNARE coiled-coil homology domain-containing protein (gene ZK858.8). The record is from RefSeq and is marked reviewed. NCBI's taxonomy places the organism in Eukaryota, Metazoa, Nematoda, Chromadorea, Rhabditida, Rhabditidae. The transcript has 5 exons. Bases 65 to 784 code for a protein of 239 amino acids.